Molecule: messenger RNA, 929 nt
Organism: Mercurialis annua (annual mercury)
Lineage: Eukaryota; Viridiplantae; Streptophyta; Magnoliopsida; Malpighiales; Euphorbiaceae
Product: universal stress protein PHOS34
Exons: 5
Coding region: 173-712 (179 amino acids)
Source: RefSeq, a predicted model, not a curated record
CCCUCAAGCAGAACCAGUCCCGGCGGGCUCGAUAAGCUGUUAAGUUUCCCUUCGUUUUCCGGUCUGGAAUUUGCUUUUGAUGGUGUACAGUUCCGUCAGUUAAAACCUCGCUUAUAUCUCGAAUAAUCCAGAAGUCAACACCCGAGCUCACUCAGGAAUCAAUUACUCAAUCAUGACUGCAAACCUCGGUACCGUGAUCGUGGCCGUCGACGGCAGCGAAGAGUGCAUGUACGCCUUGAGAUGGGCGCUCGACAAUCUCAAGCUUCGAUCUCCUGCUCCCGACUCUACUGAAACCUCUUCCGGUGGUUCUUUCAUCAUCCUCCACGUUCAGUCGCCACCGAACAUUGCUGCUGGUCUCAAUCCUCGCGCUAUCCCCUUCGGUGGACCUACUGAUGUAGAAGUGCCUGCGAUUACUGCGGCGAUCGAGACGCACCAGAAGCGCAUUACAAAAGCCGUUUUAGAUCAUGCGUUAGACAUUUGCCGCCAAAAAGAUGUUAAGGCGAAUGUUAAAACAGAGGUGGUAAUUGGGGAGCCGAAAGAGAAAAUAUGUGAAGUUGUAGAGAAUACGGAUGCCGAUUUGCUUGUUAUGGGAUGUCGUGAUUUUGGCCCUAUUAAAAGAAUGUUUCUGGGAAGUGUAAGCAACUAUUGCACCAACCAUGCACAAUGUCCGGUCAUUAUUGUCAAGGGCAAGGAUGCUUCAGCAUCAACUUAAAAGAGAUCAAAGCAUAUGCUGUAUAUGCAAUGUGCUUCUGGGAUGGUCGAUUGAAUUCAAAAGCAUGCUGUAGAUAUGGAGUGUGUUGUAUUGUAUACAGAAGCCUGCGUAAGGAAUGCCUGAGGUUGAAAUUGUUGUUCUGUUGCUCAUAUGUCUGUAUCUUAAUUGUUGUUGUACACUUGCAUUAAUUAAUAUAUUCAUUUAUUUACUCUGGGAA